AACCAAUCGACAGAGUUAAAUUCCUGGAUGACAUCAUGAGCCCUGCCUAUGAAACUUUUGUUAUUUUUUCCCUCCACCAACUUCAGUUGUUCCCACAAACUCGGUGAGAACGCUUUAUAGUUUCCCAGAGCAUUUCAUCACGUAUUUCUGUAAUCACUGGAUGUUGAGCUCCACAAAGACUCUUAAAACAAAACAAAGAAGAUAUCAAACACUUUUUACUGUCCUUGAAAACCACUGCUUCUUAAAAAUCUGCUCUAUUUUCCUAAAAUUCUACUUCCCUGUUGCCAUGGAGAAGGUCCAGUACAUAACCCGCUCUGCUAUAAGGAGAGCUUCAACCAUUGAAGUGAACCCACAAACGCGCCAAAGGCUUCAAGAGCUCUUUGUAAAUUUUUGUCUUAUCUUAAUAUGCCUCUUGCUUAUCUGCAUCAUUGUGAUGCUUCUUUGAAGUCCACCUUCUAUGACUGAUCUUCACAGCGUUGUGCAAUGGGAAAAGCAGCCAGAGGGGGAAAAGAACCAAACAAGAAGUUUUCAGCACAAGGAAAUCCUUGCAUGAAAGUCCAGCAUUUAGACUAAACAAUUUCUCACCAGCUGCACUAUUCACUUAGCCACUGUAACAUGUUAAAAGCACCUGUACUGAACAGUGAUUUGAAACUUAUUGUCACAAGUGUAUGCAUGAGCUAAAUCUACUUUCAAUCCUCAAAAAAAGGCAAGAAAGCCUUCUGUGAAUGUUGCAAACUAUUUUACUGAAUUGAUGUGGAAGUAAAAAUAGCUAUAAAAUGUCCAGUAGCAAAAUUUACAAGUAUUGCUUUCAAAUGGCUUUACAUUUGAAUAAUGAGUAGGUAGAUGAGCAGAUCAAUCCUAAAUGAGCUAUUAACCAGUACAUUUAGAUUAUAUACUCUAGAAAAGAUUUUGCACAGCCUACUUUACAAUCUUGAGUAAUUGGAUUGUUUACUCAAACUGUUAUGAACUUUGCUCCAUUACUGAAAGUCUGAAAAUAAUGUUAAACCAUAACAUGGUCACAUAUUUUCCCAUCUGAAAAAUAAACAGAUUAAAUCAACUCAUAGUUAAGUGAAGUUGACUAUCCAUCUGAUAUACAUAUACCACAGCUCAGCAAUGGUAUCUGCGUGAAACUAUCUGUAAGUAGCACUGACAUCUGAACUGUGCCCAAAUAUACCGUUAGGCAUUAAAGAAUAUAACAAGUAGAGUUUUGUGCACAAAAACCAAAGCAGUGGAAUAAAACUGAUAUUAAUACUUUUCUCAAACAUAACGUUAGGUGAAAGUGUGAAGUCAAUGCUUUGUAUUUUGGCAGUGCCCAGUAAUAGUUAAACAGAAGAAAUAUCCCCCAACAGCCUAAAAAAAGGCCUGAGAGAAGUGUUUUGCAUUUAGGUAGUCUUUCUUAAACUCUUAAACUGGAGUUAAAAAGACCUGAAUAAAGUAUAGUUGUUUCAAUGUACAGAAAAGCCAAGUCACCAUACUGUGUGUAGCUUGUGUGUAUUGGGGGAGGGGGGGGAGAAAGAUGUACAGGCAAGUUUAUUCAUGCUAGCGCACACGUAAAACUCCCAACAGUUGGCUAAAACUUGUAAAGCAAGGAUCCUUUUAUUAUCCAUUGAAAAUAAAGUGUUAACACACAAUCAAAAUUUGGCAGUUUGGCUCCACACCCUAACUGCUAGAACUUCUGUUUACCUUUUAAUGUAAAGAAGUCUAACAAUGCGGAAACUGCUAGGCAGAAUAACUCAUACUGUGGUGAAUCCAAUAAAAAUACAUAGCACAUGUACUGAACACAUCCAACUAAAUAAAAAAUGACUACUAUAUAUAUGGCUGCCAUAGUU
Messenger RNA from Rhineura floridana, 1829 nucleotides. RefSeq names its product phospholamban (gene PLN). Gene Ontology annotation, cellular component: membrane; sarcoplasmic reticulum. Gene Ontology annotation, biological process: negative regulation of calcium ion import into sarcoplasmic reticulum; negative regulation of heart rate; negative regulation of ATPase-coupled calcium transmembrane transporter activity. The transcript has 2 exons. Gene Ontology annotation, molecular function: ATPase inhibitor activity. The record is from RefSeq and is a predicted model, not a curated record. The coding region runs from base 161 to 445 and encodes 94 amino acids. NCBI's taxonomy places the organism in Eukaryota, Metazoa, Chordata, Lepidosauria, Squamata, Rhineuridae.